This is a messenger RNA of Myxocyprinus asiaticus (Chinese sucker), 2735 nucleotides long. RefSeq names its product psychosine receptor-like. Gene Ontology annotation, molecular function: G protein-coupled receptor activity. The record is from RefSeq and is a predicted model, not a curated record. NCBI's taxonomy places the organism in Eukaryota, Metazoa, Chordata, Actinopteri, Cypriniformes, Catostomidae. Gene Ontology annotation, cellular component: membrane. The transcript is spliced from 2 exons. The coding region runs from base 154 to 1149 and encodes 331 amino acids. Gene Ontology annotation, biological process: G protein-coupled receptor signaling pathway.
GGAAGUGAUGUUUCUCUCUGUUGUUUCCUCUCAUGUGGAGGAGUUAACCGUAAUGAGCAGUUCCUUUAUUUGCAGUCUUAAAUUAUUAAAUCAUAGUUUGGCAUUUUGCAUAUAAACAGAUUAUUGAAUCGUCUGCACUUAUGCUGCCUCAAGAUGAACGUAACUGUGGAAUGGACGACUAACUCCAACAUGAAUGAUUCCGCUGAUUGCUAUCCAUCUGAACAUCCAGAGAAGAAGUUUUUUAUAGCCCUACACCUGGCAGUGAUUCUGAUCGGCACCCCAUCCAACAUUUUCUUCCUGUAUGUGUCGUGCCAGCACAUCCGUCAGAAGAAUGAACUGGGCGUCUAUUUGUUUAAUUUGGCCCUCUCGGAUCUCCUAUUCAUCAUGUGUUUGCCCAUGUGGAUUCAGUUUACGCUUUACGAUAAAUGGCUUUACAGCAAGAACGUGUGCAUUGCCUGUGUCUUCCUGCUUUUCACAAACUUCUACUCGAGUGCCAUACUGUUGAGCUGCAUCGCCGUGGAUCGCUAUUUCGCAGUGGUUCACCCACUCAAGUUUUGCGCCUUCAGGAAACGCCGGACGGCAGUCGCUAUUAGCAUUGCCACUUGGAUUUUUAUCAUCAUAUUCAAUGCAACCACUGUUAUGUCAAGCAGGAUUUACGAUGUAGAAAAUUUUAUUUGCUUGGAGAUAUUUCCAUUGCCCGAAACGCAACGCUGGGUUAAUAUUGCUCGGUUUGUUGUGGGUUUCUUCGUCCCUGCGGUGGUGGUGGGCUUCUGUUCCUGGCGAAUCUAUCUUGACGUGAGGAGAAAUCAAGCUAUUGGGUUGAUGGAACGUCGCCGUGUGUUCAAACUUUUGGGAAGUCUUCUACUGACGCUCUACCUCUGUUUUGGCCCUGUGCAUAUCAUGAUGGUACUGAGAGUUUUUCUGGAGCAGUGUCCGUAUCCAAACUGGCUCUUUAUCAGCUAUAAGCUCUGCGUCAUGCUCUCGACGCUCAAUUGUUUGGCCGAUCCGCUCCUCUACUGCUUCACGAGCAGAACGGGUCAAGCUAGCGCCUCAAAUGCAUUACUCGUUCUCAGGAGAAUGUGGAAGAAAGAAAAUCAGGCAAAAAUGGUAAUGCAAAAUGACCAAAUCCUUGGGACUGCUGAAUGUUAGGAGUUACAGACUUAUACCACACAAAAGUGCUGACUUGACAAACCGAAUUAAUGCCAUUAACGCCAUUCGUAAACUGUAGUUUUAUUUUUUACACAAGAUUACAAAAUUUAGGGCUAGACUGAAACUAUGAAAUGAAGGCUUGCAAAGUGGUGUUUGCGUAGUGGUUAAUGGGUCAGUUCACCCAAAUAUUUAAAUUUCGUCAUCGUUUACUUGCCCUCAUAUUGUUCCCCGCAUAUGGUUUUCUUUCUUUUGUGAAAAACAAAAGGAGAUAUUGCAAGAAUGUUCACAUGCUCAUGUUCAAACCUGGCACAUCAUAUUCAGUUACGAGCCAAAUAAAAUUAACCAAAGUAAAAAAAUUAAAAAUAAAUAAAAGAUCCUAAUACAAAAUUAAGUGCGGGAUGGAUUCAUCGAUAUUUUAAUUGUUCACAUGCACAUAUUCAAACCUGCCACAUUGUGUUCAGAAAUUAGAUACUGUAAAUAAAAAAUUAGCCAAGUUUAAAAGAAAUAAUGCAAUUAAAAUAAGUUGAAAACACAAUUUUCUUUAACUGGAUGGAAUUAUAGUUUUUUAAUUAAUUUUAUGGCUAUGAGUAGGGAUGCACCAAUAUGAACAAUUUUUGGCCAGCCAAUUUUAACCAAAAACUACAGACCAAUAUUUUGUCAUUAGAUCACUGUUUUGCUUAGGAAUGAUGCUUUAAAAAUGUACAAAGAGAUACAAAAUCUAUUUUGUUAUAACAGUAAAUAAUUUCUACUGAACAUGGAUUGGAUCUGUUAAACACACGACAGGCCAAUGUUUUUUUAAGAGAGCCACAAUGAAAGAUAAAGACUAUAUUAAAAAGAUAAGAUACUGAUGUGGUAAAAAGUGGUUAUUCUGAACUUUAAUAUUUUUUCAUAUUAUGCAUAUUCAACAUGCUUUACUUUUUCAGAUUUAAUUUAGUUUGUUUGGGGGUUUCUUUAUAUUACACAAAUAACAAAAUGUUUAUGAAUUUUACACAAUGCAACACGUUUACAUAAUUAAUUAUAAAUAAACCAUCAGUUUUUCUUAUUUGAGUUUUCAUACUUAUGACAGAUACUGUUUUAAUUUGGUCAAUAACUGGCUGAUAUCUGUGCCUGAUAAAACGGUGCCCAGAUUUAGUGAAUCCAUAACUAUGUAACUUACACUUGCAAAAAGCCUGAAUAUGUUGUUUUUAGAAAUGGGAACAUAUGUCAUCAAAGUUUCCUGUCUUUGUCAAAAAAGAGAAACUACCUUUAAAGUUUUAUUUUCACCCUUGCUGUCUGAACAUUUUACACAAAAUAUUAUAUCUUUUAAAAGAGCAAAUCUGUAUUAUGUGUUGUACCUGUUAUACAAAAAAAAAAAAAAAAAAAGAAAUUGCCUAUUUUUUUUAUUUCAUUUAUUUUUUUAUUUAUGCAUGCCAAUUACAUAACAAAAUUCCGGCAAAAUGAAUUUUGUAAUUUUUAACUAAAUUAAAUUCAUAGAACUUACAGUAUAUAGUUUUUUAUUUUAUUUUAUUUAGUGAAAGAUUACUCAAUUCAAUUUUAUUGAAGUUUUUAUAUUGAAAUUAUUAUUAUUAUUAUUAUUAUUAUUAUUA